CACUAGUAGGACAUUUUUGUUUAAAGGAGAAAAAAAGUGUCAUUUGCGGAAAUAUCAAGUAACUACAAAACAGCAAAUUUAAAGGAAUGAUCAUGGUUUUGAAACAAAUUCUUGUGAUACGGAUGAUAGCGUUGACCAUAGCAAUUCUCGAAAAGAAAAAGUCAUCCUUGAACUUUUGUCCUUAUACACCUUGCUUGUGCACAAAUAUAACAGCUGAUUGUUCCAAUAGGACUCUGGAGUCCCUGCAAAUUCUUGCAAAUCAACUUCCAGAAACAGUAAUAAAUCUUAAUUUGUUUGGAAACAACUUCCGGUACAUUGAUACUCUCUUCUUUGAUCCAAUUAAGUCAUUGAAAAUAGAGAACCUAAGUCUGAGCAAAUGUCAAGUGAAAUAUAUAUCACGUAAAGCAUUUCGUUUCAUCCCACAUAUAAAACAGUUGGACCUCUCAAGAAAUAAACUCAAUUACAGGAACAUCCUGUUGGUUUUAGAUAAUUUGAAAAGUUCACGUAUUGAAGUCCUUAAAAUAUCCGAUGUCAAACAGGCACCGUCUACACUUCCUGUUGAUACGUUCGAGAGUUUUGAAGGAAACAGUUCUCUCAAUUCUCUUCAACUCCAAAACUGGAAUUUGGUGCAAGUUGAUGGAGCGGCAUUUCAAAAUCUGACCAACUUAAAUACGUUGGAUCUGAGUAAUAACAAGAUACUUGCCUUAAACAUGGACGGACUUGAAAAAGUUACUCAUCUUAACCUAACUUUAAACGAACUUCCCGGGCUGCCAAAAAUGUGUAAUGCAAACAAUGAAUCGUUGGUUCCGAAACUGAUGUAUCUGUGGCUCGCAAUUAAUCAUAUAUCGGACUCGUCAGAAUUCGAUCGCCAAGGCCAUUAUUUACCAGAAUUAAGAUAUCUUAAUCUAUCCUUCAAUGCAAUAAGUAUCCUAAAAAAUAACGCUUUUUCUACCAUAUCAAAACUGCAGAAAUUAGGACUGGAAAAUAUGUUAACUUAUGAUUUGUUGAUUGAGGAAGAUGCUUUUUGGUCGAAAUCUUUGAUUGAACUUUUUAUAAGCAUGCCCAAAAGAGAUACAAAGCAGUUGCUGAAACAUAAGACCAUUUUCAACAAUUGUACAAAGCUCAAAACUUUAGAUGUGUCGCAUUUUGAUUUCUUAAGUUUUGACAGGGAUGAUUUUUAUAACAUGUUACUACCAUUGAAGAAUCUGGAAAAUCUUAUGUUGCGUCACUGUUCUUUGAAUUUUGUUCCUCCCACUUCGCACCUUUCCAAUCUGAAGUCAAUCAAUCUGCAAGGAAAUUUCAUACGUUACAUUGACCGGGAUUUGUUUCAAAACAAUUCUGUACUCGGUGAAAUAAUUCUUCGAAAAAACCAUCUCACAACUAUUAAACAGGACUCGUUUACAGAGACCAUCUGGAACAACCCAAAUCUAUCCAUAGAUGUUUCAUAUAAUCCAUUUGCAUGCGACUGUGAUCUUGAAUGGUUCAUUCAGUGGUCAAACAAAAAUAUGAAACACUUUAAUGAAUACGAAGAUAUACAGUGUGAUUCACCAAAGGAAUGGAAAACUAGCCACAUAGGAGGUCAUCUGAAUUCUCUUAAAAUGACAUGCCACGUUAUGAAUCGUGGUAUUGUAAUAGGUUUGAUUACAGGGUCAUUUGUGUUCAUUUUCUUAUUUGCUUUUGUACUUAUCAGAAAAUUCCGAUGGGACAUAUUGUAUUAUUUACAUAACUGUACUCAUGGAAGACAAAAGGGAUAUCAGAGACUUGUGGACAGAGCUACAGAAUACGAUGGUUUUGUUGCUUAUGAUACGCAUGACCGGAAGUGGAUUAUGUCAGAACUUGUCGACAUUUUGGAGAAAAGAGAAAACUACAAGUUGUGUCUUCACGAAAGAAACUUUUUACCGAUAGGUUCUCAUGUGGAUAAUAUUUUUGACAACAUAGAAUCUAGUCGUAAGUUUAUAUUAGUUCUCUCGAACAAUUUCAUGAAAGAUCAGUGGUGUCAGUUUGAAACUGUAAUAGCAAACCACCAAUUAGCCGACGGAAAUAAAGACAAAAUUUUACUCAUUAUUUUGAAUGAUGUAGAUUCCAAACAUUUCACAAUAGCUCUUAAAACAUUGUUAAAAGAAGCCGAAAGUGUCGAAUGGACAACAAAUGCUAACGGAAUCAAAUUAUUCCGGAAGAAAAUAAUCUCAUUUAUGCGGAAAUAGUUACUUUUGUUGCCAUUAUCCUCGGAUUUCUUAUUUUUGUUUUAUGUAUGAUUAACAUGUACUCGUUGUUUUAAAGUCGAUCCAUAUAAUGAAAUAAUUUAAAUAAUUAAAAUAGAGGAUCACAUUUUGUAUCGACACAUUGUAUCAAUCUCAGUCUCCGUUUAACAUGUUCCAUAUACAUUUAGUACUAAUUCAAGAAAAUCUUCAAAUAUGAAUAUAAAUAAUGGCUUAUUUAACAAUGUCACCAUAGCAAUUGUUUUGUUGAAUUCAAAAUCGAAUAAUAAGUACCUAUAAACAUUUAUAUGAUGCACAUUGUAUGUACUCGGUGUUGUAAUGAUGUACAUUUUAGAAUAUAGCAUCUCUAUAAUCAAUAAGUUAAUAUUAAAUACUUCAUUUAAUCUUCAUUUACGAGUACUAAUGUAUACCAUCAACGUUUAUGGAGUUAAGCCUUUAUUUCAUUUUUAUUAAAUUGAUUUUUUCAAAUGUAUCUAGA
Messenger RNA from Magallana angulata, 2697 nucleotides. RefSeq names its product toll-like receptor 7. The coding region runs from base 87 to 2204 and encodes 705 amino acids. The transcript has 2 exons. Gene Ontology annotation, biological process: immune response; toll-like receptor signaling pathway. Gene Ontology annotation, cellular component: membrane. The record is from RefSeq and is a predicted model, not a curated record. Gene Ontology annotation, molecular function: protein binding; transmembrane signaling receptor activity. NCBI's taxonomy places the organism in Eukaryota, Metazoa, Mollusca, Bivalvia, Ostreida, Ostreidae.